Molecule: messenger RNA, 627 nt
Organism: Enterobius vermicularis (human pinworm)
Lineage: Eukaryota; Metazoa; Nematoda; Chromadorea; Rhabditida; Oxyuridae
Source: the annotation of a GenBank genome assembly
AUGGCAGACACGGUCGCUCCUACGACAACGACAACAAACACCCAUUUUGCGACUUUGAUCGCAAACAGUGUCGCCGCGGCGAUCAUGCAGAAUGGAGGAGGAGGCCGACGAGUUGUUAGUAAUGGUAGCGGUAGUUGUUACGGUGGUAGUGAUGGAAUUAGUCUUGGUAGUUGUGUUUUUGGUGCUGUUAGUGAUACAGGCUGUACUGGAUGUAACGAUGAAAAUGGUGUUACUAAAAUGGAAGACGGAAAUACCGGAUCUACGACAGUAUCAACGGAUCCAGCCAGCUGUGGUACCACAUGUCCAUCAUUAUCAUCAUCAUCAUCAUCAGAACAACAGCAAACCUACAGUAUCAAAUCAAUCCUGGAAAUGCGUAGUGUUCCGACACCGUCUAUGGCAUCAACAACUACAACAGUAGCCGGAGCUUCUGUAGCAACAGGACAAACAACGACGACAACUGGUAGUGUUACUGCUGCAGAUGGUGAUAAGAUUACUGCCAGUUUAAUGUAUGGAGCUGAUGAAAGGAUGUCUAAUAGACUGCAUAACGGCGAUGACGACGGGACAGUUCCGUUGGUGGAAGGCGAACCAACAAUAUGGUUAGCGGUUCAACAAAACAGAUAUUAUUAA